Recurvomyces mirabilis is the source of this 2247-nucleotide messenger RNA. RefSeq lists its product as uncharacterized. The transcript is spliced from 4 exons. NCBI's taxonomy places the organism in Eukaryota, Fungi, Ascomycota, Dothideomycetes, Mycosphaerellales, Teratosphaeriaceae. The record is from RefSeq and is a predicted model, not a curated record. Gene Ontology annotation, molecular function: molybdenum cofactor sulfurtransferase activity. The coding region runs from base 1 to 2247 and encodes 748 amino acids. Gene Ontology annotation, biological process: molybdopterin cofactor metabolic process.
AUGGAUAUCCCGGAUUAUAUCGCCAACGCCGUACAGAACUCAUCGGAAUCAUCACCACCCAAGCGUUCGAAGUCGAUAGGUGCGGCAUCGAGGCAAUCGCAAAACAACGAACAGCCCGCUCACAAAUAUCUCGCAUACCCAACAACCACAUUCGAGGAUCAUUCAUCUGUCAGCGACAUCGAUCCCGAGUAUGAGACUGACUUCACGACACCUGACUCAUCUGAUAUGCCGGACGACGUGGAAGAGUUUAGGGACAAGGAGUAUCCGCAGUUGAAAGGGAAGGUGUACAUGGACCAUGGCGGGACUACUCUAUACGCAAAGUCACUAGUAGAGGAGUUUUCGGCGGAUCUCAUUUCGAAUCUUUAUGGCAACCCUCAUUCGGCCUCGACACCCUCGGCGCUGGCAGGCCAUCGAGUAGACCUCAUCAGAGAGCGAGCACUACGUUUCUUCAACGCCGAUCCAGAACAUUGGGAUCUUGUCUUCGUGGCCAACGCGACGGCCGCCAUCAAACUUGUCAUUGAAUGCUUCAAGGAUCACGCAGCCACAAGCAACACGCCAGUAUGGUAUGGGUACCACAAAGACGCGCACACGUCGCUGGUCGGCGUAAGAGAAUCUACGAAGAUGCACAGAUGUUUCACAAGCGACGAGGAAGUGGACAUAUGGAUCAACAGUGGCGGACUGGGUGGUCCACGAGCAAGGCAGCUCGGUUUGUUUGCUUAUCCUGGUCAGUCGAAUAUGACAGGGCGACGGCUACCGUCAUCAUGGGCCGGACGCAUCCGCAAAUCGUUCCACAAGGCGGCGACAUAUACACUUCUGGAUGCGGCUGCGCUUGCAAGCACAGCGCCUUUAGACUUGUCUGACCCGGCGACCGCACCUGACUUUGUAGCUCUAUCGUUCUACAAGAUUUUCGGCUUCCCUAACAUAGGCGCUCUACUGGUGCGGAAGGACUCAGCACACGUAUUGGAGAGUCGCAAGUACUUCGGCGGUGGUACAGUCGAGAUGGUCAUCGCUGUCAAUGACACCUGGCAUGCGAAGAAGGACGUCUCAACACACGACCGUCUGGAGGACGGCACUUUACCUUUCCACUCAAUUUUCGCACUGGAUCAUGCGAUGAAUGUUCACGAACGACUAUAUGGACCGAAUCCGAUGAAAUUCAUAUCACACCACACUGCACAACUGGGCAAGCAAUUAUACGACAGCCUGGUAGGACUGAAGCACAGCAACGGCCUACCACUGGCACGUGUAUACAAGGACGAGCACGCUGUAUAUGGCGAUCCAUCCGUGCAAGGAGCGACCAUCGCGUUCAAUGUACAGCAUGCCGAUGGAACUCUGAUACCUUACGAGGACGUCGAAGAGGCAGCGGACGAUCGAAAUAUCUUCGUGCGUAGCGGAUCGCUCUGCAACCCUGGUGGCGUAGCGACAUACCUCAAUUGGUCUCCAGCAGAGAUGAAGGCGGCGUACGCAGCUGGUCAUCGCUGCUCCAAUCCCACCCAGAUCAUGCUUGGCAAGCCGACCGGCGUUGUACGAGUAAGCCUGGGAGCUAUGAGCACAUCUUCCGACGUACAAAUUCUUAUCCAAUUCCUGGACGAGGUUUACUGCCAGAAUAUCAACGAGCAGCGCAUCACCUCAACCAUGCUGCUCACUCCAAGCGCACCAUUGUCGCCCCCAGCUACUCCAGGCGCCACUGGACAGCUUCCUCCACUGAACAUCCCGCACGCACUCCACAUUCCAACCAUCCCGAGCGGCGCAGGCCCAACGCCUAGCACUGCAGGCAGUACACAUACUCCCGAGAACAGCUCGUGGGCUGCAACGGCGCUACCAGGACCUGAACCGCAUCAGCCAGUCGAACCGGAGAAGCCUAAGUAUCCACCUUUCAACCCGGAAGACUAUAUCAAGAUGCGCAAACCUUGGGAAGAGGAGUUCCGGAAACAGCAAGCACGACAACAGCAAUACAACGUCGCAAUGGAAAUCAAAGUCCGGGAGAUGGAAGAUGCGAGCAUGCUAUCGCGGAACCCAACUCCAAGCGUGAAAGCUCGCAAAUUUGGUAGAAGUGUGGUGAAUCUGCUGCGAACCAAAUCACAUUUCGUAGAAGCUCCAAGGAUACCACCACUACCGAGCUCGCCACUUCCACCACCUGAAUCUCGAGAUCCUCGCGAGCCAGUGCGCAAUGCGUCAAACUCACAACGAUCACGACGGAGUCUUGAGAAAGCGCAGUUCCAGCAGAACGUCGAUAACCUUGGACUAUAA